GCGUGGGGGAUGGUGAUGGGUUGCCAGGCCCCCUGGGGAGCUAUCGCUGCUGUUUGGCCCCUCAUUGGGCGACGGUUACCCACCUGGGCGAUGGUGGGUUCCAGGCCGAUGUGCGGACCCCCAGCCCGGGACGUGCUGCUGUUCUGUCACGAGAGGGGGCGCUUCUUCCGCCUGCUGGGUGUCUUCUGCCUGGCCCAGUUCCUGUUCUGGGGCUACCUGGCACACUUUGCCUUCACCUCCCUCAAAGACACGGGCCACCGGGAGACGGUGCUGGAGGGGGAGCGAGCGAGCGGCCUGCCCACCAUCGGGGGGCGAGCCCUGAACCUGGGCUCAGACGCCUGGAGACUCGGCUUCACAGCUUCCUGCCUGACUGUCGGCUCCCUGAUCCUGGUCGCUGGCUACCUGUUUGCCUGCCGCUCAGUCUCCCACGUGGUGCUCCAUCGAGGCGGUCAGCAGGUCACCAUCACCAGCUGCUUGCCUUUCGGAGGCAGCAGCUCCUUCACGGUGCCCCUGUGCCGGGUGUCGUGCAUGGCCCACCGCACUCAGGUGCCCUCUGUGGUCCCCCUCAGGAUCCAGGGUCACCGCUUCUACUACCUCCUGGACAAGCAGGGUCAGUUCUACAACGCUAAGCUCUUUGACACCACCGUCGGCGCGUACAGGAAGCUGUGACCCCUCCCUGAGGGAGAACCUGACGAGGCCUGGCCACCCACUCCUGCAGGUUUUCGACAACUGUAUCUCUGGGGCCGCUGCGUUAACUGAAAGACUUACAUACUUUGUUGUGCACGGGCGUGGGGGUGAAUCGAGGAACUGUCGACCUCAAUCAGCGCUGAUCAGGGAAUCAUUUACAGAGAACUCCACAUUCCUCAUUUAAGUGCGUUUUUUUUCUUCUCUGACUUUGGUCGUGCCUUAAUGCAUUUCAGGAAAGAUCGCAAGCAGUCGUCUCUCUCUUGUCGUGCUAAUGCAACUCUCCAACUGCAGGAAGUGUAAUACCCCAUUGUUUCAGGCUAAGAAUGGCAAAUUUGAUAUAUCCAGGAAUAAAAUUAUACAGAAGGAAAAACAA
This is a messenger RNA of Hemiscyllium ocellatum (epaulette shark), 1060 nucleotides long. It is a transcript of the gene tmem223, whose product is annotated as transmembrane protein 223. Gene Ontology annotation, biological process: nervous system development. Gene Ontology annotation, cellular component: mitochondrion. Lineage: Eukaryota; Metazoa; Chordata; Chondrichthyes; Orectolobiformes; Hemiscylliidae. The record is from RefSeq and is a predicted model, not a curated record. The coding region runs from base 10 to 669 and encodes 219 amino acids. The transcript is spliced from 2 exons.